Molecule: messenger RNA, 615 nt
Organism: Medicago truncatula (barrel medic)
Lineage: Eukaryota; Viridiplantae; Streptophyta; Magnoliopsida; Fabales; Fabaceae
Product: transcription factor bHLH162
Exons: 3
Coding region: 1-615 (204 amino acids)
Biological process (GO): regulation of transcription by RNA polymerase II
Cellular component (GO): RNA polymerase II transcription regulator complex
Molecular function (GO): RNA polymerase II transcription regulatory region sequence-specific DNA binding; DNA-binding transcription factor activity, RNA polymerase II-specific
Source: RefSeq, a predicted model, not a curated record
AUGAUGAUGUUAACCCCCCUUGAUGGACAGAUUGCUGCUCCAAACCAUGUUUUCGCCCUAAAUGGUGUGUUUUUGGAAGUGUUGGGAGUGUUUGUGAUAAAGGAAGCAUUACCAUUACCUGAUCAAGUCGACGAGGCUAUAAACUACAUAAAGAGCCUAGAGACAAAUAUAAUGUUGGCAAAGGAGAAAAAAGAAAGUUUAAUGGGAAACAAGAAGAGAUCACGUGGUGGUUAUGGAGCAAAAGGAAGCAUAAUAAAGUUGCCAAAAAUAGAAAUUCAUGAAAUGGGACCCACUCUACAAGUGAUUGUAACAUGUGGGGUUGAUAAACAUUUUAUUUUCUGUGAAAUUAUGAGAAUACUGCAUGAAGAGAACGUUGAGGUUAUUUCUUCAAAUUCUUCUUUGACUGGUGAUUCACUUCUUCAUACCGUGCAUGCCCAGAUUCCGCAAACUUUGUUACAAUUUGGAGCAACCAAAAUAAGUGAGAGGUUGAAAGAGUUUGUGAACGGAUCCAUGAGCGAUGUGGAAACAGAAUCUCAAGUGUGGGAUCUUGAAAUUGGAAGUGAGAGUUGGGAGCUUCUACACUAUGUGGUAACCAAGAGUUUGCCAAAUCCUUAA